Molecule: messenger RNA, 1001 nt
Organism: Colletotrichum acutatum
Lineage: Eukaryota; Fungi; Ascomycota; Sordariomycetes; Glomerellales; Glomerellaceae
Product: mitochondrial ribosomal protein L31-domain-containing protein
Exons: 2
Coding region: 333-665 (110 amino acids)
Cellular component (GO): mitochondrial large ribosomal subunit
Molecular function (GO): structural constituent of ribosome
Source: RefSeq, a predicted model, not a curated record
CCACUCUUGACCGGCUUUCGUAGCUCCAAAAUUUCCCUAAGAAAGCGACUGCAUCGAACGGUUUUGUUCGUCAAUUGUAGGAGAGAGGCUGAAGCUCCUGAACACCAUUAGCGACGACGACUGAACCGACGACGGACUGCGAGGAAGCACGAGAUACCAAUCGUCUAGCGAAGGGAUAGACACAACACUUGGGACCUAGUCCAUCCGAAGUCGAGGCGAAUCGAACCCCCGAACAGCCGUCCUCACCACGAACGGAGGAACUGUCACGGCUCGACAACAAUCCACAUCCUUCCUCUCUCACCCGUCGACAUACACACGCACACACAUCCAAAAUGUUCGGAGCCUUCCGCAUGACCUCCCCGCUCUCGAGCGGCCUGCUCUGGAAGAUCCCGUGGCGGCUCUCCAAGUUCCAGAAGCGCCGCCACCGCGAGCGCCUCCGCGCCGUCGACGACGUGAUUGCGACGGUGGACGCCGCGCUGGCCAAGAAGGGCGAGACGGUGGCCGCGCUGGAGCGGUGGAAGGCCGAGAUGCCGACCGAGGCGGAGAUGCUGCCGCGGGACAAGUAUACCAUGUUCGAUCGUAAGGAGAAGAAGUACCGCAAGGGCAUUCACAAACUUCCCAAGUGGACGAGAGUUUCGCAGAGAUUGAACCCGCCGGGUUACUAAACCUCCAGUGCCAUGUCGGAGGUAUUUGGGUGGCAAGAAUCUUAGGAAAAGGGAGAAACGGCUUGUCGGGAGACUUACGGCCCAUGUACGAAUAUGUACUCUACGCAACCUAAAGCUGAGGGAGAAGACGGGAUCCAACGGACGGCUACAGCUGAGGCCGUUGCAGUGGAUAGGAGCAGACGGAACAGCUUCUCUGUAUAUUAUAGCAUCUGCUUUGGGGCUCAUGAGACACAAUCACAAUCUGUACAGCUGCACAGGAACAAUUUGAAUGUGACCUCAGCCAAAAGCGCAAAGUUCCAAUCACGCACCCAAAUUUAUAUCAUUUCAAUGUCCAUG